CCAGUCGCACUCGUCGUUUUUUCCAGUCGCGUUCGCAAGUUUUCCUCUCCAUUUUCCCCACGACGUCCGCCUAAGGCGACGGCGACACUGCGGUACCACCGUCGACCCGUCCACGCACCGCACUCGCUCAACUAACCACUUCCGAUUCCUGAGUCGGCCGUCCGGCACCGGCGGUUUAAAAAACUCGCCUUCAAUUAAACCAUCCACCAGUCGGCGGCCGUGAUUCGAUAUCUGCAUGCGCCCAGACGCGGUGGCUGUUCCUGUUGCAGUGCUGUUCUUUGUGUGUGAUAGGUGCCCGAAGGAAGGACCCAGCAAUGCCCGACGAAAAGAAGAAAAAGGUGGAGGAGGAGGAGGAGGACAUAAUAUCGAAGGCCAUCGGGGAGUUCGGCCGGUGGCAGCUGCUGCACACCUUCCUGCUGUCCCUCUUCAACAUUCCCUGCACGUGGCACAUCUUCGCCCCGACGUUCUUCUCGAUCAAAAGGAACUACUGGUGCUCGCAGCCGAGUGAGUUCAGUGACGUGCCCGUGUCAGUGUGGCUUAACUGCACCCAAUCGUCGGACUCGUGUCUCACCAUAGACUUAGCUAAUGUUAAUCGCGAUGACAUUUACUCAUGCAACUUGGACGAGCUGCAGAUGCAGCCCUGUCACAAAUGGGAUUUCCAAGGACCAGGUGAAACUAUUAUCUCCGAAUUCGACCUGCUAUGUGAUAGAAAAUCGCUAAUCAAUUUAGCCGAAAUGACUUUCCUUGCUGGAGUGGCAUUCGGUGGUCUGAUCUGUGGAAUAAUGUCAGAUAAAUUCGGAAGAAAGAAAACCUUGAUGUUUUCAGUCCUCAUUCAGACUUUAGUUGGAACAGCAAUCGCCUUCGCCCCUUGGUUUGAGCUGUACUUCAUCCUGAGGGCAGCCCUGGGUUUCAUAUCAGUGUCAGUAGUCUUCAGCGGCUUCGUCCUGUCCAUUGAACUUGUUGGAGGCCAUUGGCGCACCGUCGCCGGCAUAUCAUACCUCUUCCCAGUCUCCAUAAGCUACAUGACUAUAGCAGGCGUCGCCUACUUGAUACAGGACUGGAGGCAGCUGCAGCUAGCAAUUUCGUUGCCCGGCUUCAUAUUCGUUGUGUUGUGGUGGGUGUUGCCGGAGUCGCCACGCUGGUUGUUGGCCAUGGGACGCACCCAUGAGGUCAUGAGGAUCUUGGAGGGGGCCGCCAAGAUGAACCAAAGGGACCUGCCACAAAAUUUGGACAAGCAACUGUUGCCCAGCACCAUCGACGUCAACGAACCGGAGCCCAACGUUGGUGUCUUGGACUUGUUCAAGACACCAUCCAUGUGCAAACGCACCAUGAUCCUCUUCCUGAUUUGGUUCAGCGUCUAUUUGGUUUACUAUGGAUUGACGCUCAACAUGCAGAAUAUUGGAGGCAACUUGUACAUCAAUUCGGCUUUGAUGGGUGCAGUAGAAAUACCGGCCAUAGCAGUCAGCAUCCUGAUCCUGAUCAAAGGAGGCAGAAGAUGGCCCCUGGCUCUGACCAUGAUCGUGUCCGGCGUGUGCAUCUUCACCAUCCCCAUCGACAUGUACGCCUCCCCCAACCUGCAGUGGCUCAGUACCACCCUGACGUUGAACAGCAAGCUGUGCAUCAGCAGCUCCAACGCCAUCAUGCCCGUGUACACGGCCGAGUUGUACCCCACGACCAUCAGGAACAUCGGCGUGGGGGCCGCCAACGUUUCGGCCGGCAUAGCCCUCAUUUUGGUGCCGUACUUGUGGGAGCUGGCGACGUUCUUCCCCGGCCUGCCCAUGCUCCUGAUAGCACUCUUCGGCAUCGUCGGUGGAGCUUCCGUGCUGUUUUUGCCGGAAACAGGAAGUGCCCCUCUGGUGGACACCAUCAAGGGGGACGAGGAAGUACCAACAGUGCGCAACAGCGACCCAAACGAAACGAAAAGGAUUAAUAAUAACUGUUGAAAUUUAUCUAAUUUGUACACUUAAUUUUUAUAUCUAGUUCCUUUGUAUAGAAAACAUUAAUACUCGUUAAUGAUGUAACUUUUUUAUGUACAACAAAAACUUAAUUUAGGACUAAACAUGUAUUCUCAUUAGAGUUAAUUAAUUAAUUUUUUUUUAACCAAAUUACUUUUUGUACCUUCAGAUGUUAGAACAAAAAUUUGAAUGUGUUACAGUCGAACUGUAAUUAUUAUUAUUAAUUAGCUUGUUGCUCAAAAAAAAUCAAACAACAUUAUAUGUUUCUUGUCAAAAAUUGUUGUGUUAAAACACUAUAUUAGUGUAAACAUAUAAACGUUGCAAUGUAUUAAAUCAAAGUGCAAAUUAAUGUAAAACAUUUUGGUUUAAUAUAAACCACCAAUUUCAGCCAUGUACAAUUUAUUUAUUUUAAUUUAAAUUUAUAGGGCUAAGUACUUAUAGUUAAUAGUAAUAUAAAAAUAUAUAAACAAAGCCACUUAAAUUGUUUACUUUUGAGACUGUGAAAAUUGUCAAAAAAAUUAUUUACUCAAAUAAGUGUCAAAAUCUUGAUGUCAAUUAGGAUCAACUUUUGUAGACUGUAAAUUUAUUGUUUUAUAUAUUUUUAUAAUGUUGUCUAUUUAUUGUAGAGACCUAUCGAAACCAAAUAUGUUUUAGAAUAUUUUUGUAUUAUAUUAGUGUUGUAUACAAUGUCUAACUUAAUUUUUUUAUUAUUAAAUAAUUGUAUAUAAA
Messenger RNA from Aethina tumida (small hive beetle), 2684 nucleotides. Its product is annotated as organic cation transporter protein-like. The transcript is spliced from 7 exons. Gene Ontology annotation, cellular component: membrane. NCBI's taxonomy places the organism in Eukaryota, Metazoa, Arthropoda, Insecta, Coleoptera, Nitidulidae. The record is from RefSeq and is a predicted model, not a curated record. Gene Ontology annotation, biological process: transmembrane transport. Bases 315 to 1943 code for a protein of 542 amino acids. Gene Ontology annotation, molecular function: transmembrane transporter activity.